AUGUCACAACUAGACGACUUACCGAACCGGGAGCUAGCCGAGGAAAUUGAAGCAAUCAAUGCCAUAUAUGAGCCCGACACAAUCGCUAUAAGCCAGACGGCGUCUUCCACCAACAGCACCCUCGAUUUGGGCAGCUCCCGGUCACUAAAUGACCCCGCACAAACGACGGUGACACUCCAGCUACCUGGCCAGCCGCAUCUGUCCUUUGUAAUUGGGUUUGGCGCAGCGUAUCCCGAGACACGGCCUUAUGUUAUUGGGACAGCGUCAACCGCGGCGCGGGGGGAGGGCAAGAUCGCUGUCGAUGUCUUGGAAGAGAUUGUGCAGCGGACAUGGCAGCCUGGUGCUGUUUGUCUAUUCGACGUGAUUAGUGAAGCCGUCGAGGUGUUUCCGGAGUUGAAUAUUGGGGGUAACAAAGAUGGUGAACAAGCCAUAGCGACCGAAUCGAUCUCAGCCGGCCAACCUUCAAGUUCAAGAGAGAAAGCCGACGAAGAUGCCACAGUUCCAACAGAAGACUUCGCCACUCUCUCAUUAAAAGACGCAUUCGGGAUCGAUAGCCCGCCCGAUUGGGUCCUCUCUGAUGUUGUGAACGAGAAGAAAUCCGUAUUCCUCGCCCGAGCGGUGCAGAUAGCAAGCAUGGCGCAAGCGCAGGCAUACCUGGAUCAUCUGACGGCUACAGACAAAAAGGCCGCAGUGGCGACACACAAUAUAUCUGCCUGGCGCAUUAAGCAGAAGAAGGAAGGAGGCAAGGGCGGUGCAGAUGCUGGGGAAGCCAUUGUGCAGGAUUACGACGACGAUGGGGAAACUGCUGCAGGGGGUCGGCUACUACAUGUCAUGCAGCUAAUGGAUGUGUGGAAUGUUCUUGUGGUGGUCUCGCGAUGGUAUGGUGGUAUCCAACUAGGACCGGCACGGUUUCGUCUCAUCAAUGAUGUCGGCCGGGAUGCUUUGGUUAAGGGUGGAUUCCGAAAAGAGGAGACAUUGGCGACUCCGGAGAAGGGAAAAAAGAAGGGGAAGAAAUGA
This is a messenger RNA of Penicillium argentinense, 1017 nucleotides long. Its product is annotated as IMPACT family protein. Lineage: Eukaryota; Fungi; Ascomycota; Eurotiomycetes; Eurotiales; Aspergillaceae. Bases 1 to 1017 code for a protein of 338 amino acids. The transcript has a single exon. Gene Ontology annotation, molecular function: protein binding. Gene Ontology annotation, biological process: regulation of translational initiation. Gene Ontology annotation, cellular component: cytoplasm. The record is from RefSeq and is a predicted model, not a curated record.